Puccinia triticina is the source of this 699-nucleotide messenger RNA. RefSeq lists its product as uncharacterized. Bases 1 to 699 code for a protein of 232 amino acids. NCBI's taxonomy places the organism in Eukaryota, Fungi, Basidiomycota, Pucciniomycetes, Pucciniales, Pucciniaceae. The record is from RefSeq and is a predicted model, not a curated record. The transcript has a single exon.
AUGAUUUCAACAGACGCUCAUUCAAGGCUGGCGCGGCACCUUGCAAACCUUCCAGAGCAGUUGAGGCCAGGAUUCAGAGUUUCAGCGGCUCCUGAAGAUGAGCGUGGAAUCAUCCGUCAAAUUGACCGACCUGAGACAGUCGAGGUGGUUGGGGAUCUGGAAGUAGAACAAAUGGAUCAUGAGGGUCAACCGUUCAAUGAACACACUGCUGUUGAUGAUGAUUUUAGAAUGAACUAUACCGACGUGAUGUCCGAAGGAGAUCGGGCAAGUUUGGAUGAGAGCAGCAGCCAAGACAACCAGUUGAAUAUGCAAGAGGUGAUUGAUAUCUUCAAGCCGGGUAAUCGAGUUGACAAGGACAAGGAAUCAUCUGGGGGCCAAGGGGAAGAACCUGAAGAGGAUGGCAAUGAUGGCACAGAAGACAAUUCAGGGUGGUUCCCUUUUGGGGAUUUGCUGGUGAGCCACAAGUCCAGUACUGCCGGCACCUUUGUGUCCGCGGGGGUCACUAACACUGAUGGGGGGUUUAAUUUCAUUCCUGCGGCCCAGCCACUUGUUUCAGUGCUUCUGGCGGGCUACAUGCAUAACAUCCUAUCACGCACACAAUAUGAUAAAGUCAAAUCCCUCAUUGAGCUCUGUGGAAUAAAGGUUCGCCAUUGGACCUCUAUAUGGCGGACUAAGAAGAACAUCAGGUCCAUACUCUAG